AUGUCACCACAUCUAUUCGACUCGACAACAACCCCAGAUCCAACAACGCAAAACAUUGUGAGCACUACAACUGAAUUGGGAAUUUGGUAUGACAACUAUUUGAGAAUCCACCGUGUGGUCUUUGGUGUUGUACUCCAGGAAUCUGUGCCGCGGAAGGCGGCUUUGAUCUUCAUGAGCGUUCCUGUGAGUCCAGGCAAUAGUAGAUACAUUUGGGCCUUCCCAAGGAACUUCGAUAUUUGGGUGGACAAAGUUUUACCUAGAUGGAUGGCUCACAUGGCAACAAACAUAAUCUUGGAUUCCGACUUGUAUCUUCUUCAUGUCGAGGUGACCUUCUCAACUUUGGAACGCAAAAUCAAGGAAAUGGGGCCUAAGAAUUGGCAGAAGGCAUGUUUUUUGCCGAUCAAGUCGGAUGCUCUAGUGGUUGGUUUCAGAAAUUGGUUCAGCAAAUAUGGCGAUGGCAAAAUUGACUGGAAAGGCAAGUACACUGAUGAUCUUCCUCCAACCCCACCAAGAGAACAACUCAUGGACAGGUACUGGACCCAUGUGGUUAACUGUAGCAGUUGCAAUGGUGCAUACAAGGCUUUGAAUGCUACUGAAACGAUCAUUAAGGUCGUUUCCGUUGGAUUAAUCGGCAUUGUUGCAGCAACUACGCAAGGGAUGCUGUCAGCUGCUGCGAGAACUAAGCUUGCAGUCUUGGCUACAGUAUGCUAUGUAACUUCAAGAUGGUUGGCUCAUUUCAUUUAUAACAACUUUCGCUACCAUGAUUACAGCCACUCGAGCCCUGAAAAGGUGAUGCUUCUUGUUCGAAUUUGGAAGGCAGGCCUUUCUUAA
This is a messenger RNA of Linum tenue, 831 nucleotides long. NCBI's taxonomy places the organism in Eukaryota, Viridiplantae, Streptophyta, Magnoliopsida, Malpighiales, Linaceae. The record is from the annotation of a GenBank genome assembly.